Salmo salar (Atlantic salmon) is the source of this 2252-nucleotide messenger RNA. NCBI's taxonomy places the organism in Eukaryota, Metazoa, Chordata, Actinopteri, Salmoniformes, Salmonidae. The record is from RefSeq and is a predicted model, not a curated record.
UUUUCUAGGCUACUCACGAGCGAUAUGUUGAAACUAUUGGAAAAACAUGACAUUGGCUGACACAAUCUGGUUAAAACGUUUGAAACUGCAAAUAGCUUUGUAGGAUAAAUCGGAUGUGUUACAAAAAGUGUCAGAAGGGGUGACGAAAUGGAUCCUUGCAAGGGGGUGUCAACGCAUCAGAGUCAGUGUGUGAUCUUUGAGAGAGAAGAGACCAAAAAUGUCAACCCUAUGACGUUAGUGCUGGCGCACGAAUGAAUUCAGAACAAAUGGACGUGCGAGCCAAAUUCGUGAUCAGAAGACACGGAAAGAACAAGGCGAGAACGAGGUUGGGAGAUCAGGGAAGACCGAAUUUUAAAUCGUUGGGAUUACCAAUGUUUUAUAGCCUAUUCAAUUGUUAUCUAGAGUGUUUUUCUUUGUUUGUACUAGUCACACGUGACUUUCUGGCGGAAACUGUCUUCUAGAAUUAUAGUGCACGGAACUUGGACAUCAUGAUGCCCUUCCUAAGAACCCUGGUAGUGCUGGCUGUCCUCUGCGCGCCAACCUCCAGCCUCUGUCUCAGACUGUACCAGAGCGACUCCAACCUCCUCUGUGACGAUGACAUACUAGCUGAGGUCCAGACGAACGACGUUCCCAGUGACGAGUUCCCAGUGUCGGAAAGCUGGGGCUCCCUCUUCAAGUCCGGAGACACUCUCUCCUCAGCAGAGUCGCGGGAGAAAAGGACGUCGACUUACCCCGCGAACUACAGGUUUCUCAGUCAGACGCAGCUAAGGAGUAAGAUGUUCCAGAACAGCAUAAAUAAUGACCGGCUAAGCAAGUUUACCCUGUCUCUAGAUGUGCCCACCAACAUCAUGAACAUUCUCUUUGACAUCCAAAAGUCCAAGAACCUGCGCGCAAAAGCGGCCGACAACGCGCGUCUGAUGGCGCAGAUUGGACGAAGGAAGAGACAGUAGACUAUCUCUCCGACGGUUGAAGCCGCUACCCUGAUUAUCCAUUACAUAUUACAUUUUCACUCUGACAAAUACGUUUUGCUGGAAGUUUUAUUUUUCCUCGAAUCGACCUUUCAGAUGUAGUAUUUGUGAGAUGUUAUUUUUUUCUGUGGGUAUGAUCUAGCAAAUUUAAAUACGAAACAUAGGGAUUAUUGAGAUUGACUUUUCUGAAGUACAAUUGGAGUGUUUACUGUACAGGCCUAUUAUAUUUUAGAAUCCCUGAAAUUGAAUGAAAAUCAAAAGACAAUUGGAGAUUAUUUUGAACUAGUCUACACACUGAAUGAUUUUAAUUUCUGUUCAGAAUAUACAUUUCAAUUAAUUAAAAUGAAAGUACUUUCAAGAUAAGGUUAGGCCCUAUAAAGCUAUACAACUUCUAGUCUUCCACUGGAGUGUUAAAGGUCGAACCAGGAAAUGUGGUAUAAUGAGAGGGGUCUUUGAAAUUAGAUAAGGCAAAUGAGGAAAUAUGUAAAUUGCAUAUGCAUAAAAUCAGUGGGUAAACUGUAAUUAUCCUGUCAAUGGAAAUGGUUUGCAUUUCCUCUCAAUUGUGCCCGCGUUUUAUAGGAAAAGCAAGGCAUGCAUAUGCUUGAAAUACAGGACAGUACGGUACAAUACAAAUUAUGUGAACAAAUUGCAUUCAUUGAAAUUCGCACGCAUGUUGCGGCAUAUUUAGUGUAAAGAGAAGCGAGUUAGCUUUGUGAAUAGAGCUAGAAUGUGAAAUGUUUCUGAGUUAUUUUAAGGUAAAUGCAUGGUAGCCUCAAUGUUUGAUCAUCAAAUGUCUGUUAUUUUUAUACACAAAGGGAUUAUUUUUCCUCAAAUAAAAGCAGAUGAAUUAAACGUUGCCUUCAAUAACGGCCAUUUUCACAUUUAGAAGGUGUUGUAAUUUAGGUGUUAGGCAUAAGCAAGUCAGUCAGUCAGUCAGCCAAUGGAAAACAACAGUUUUGUCUAUAUGAACUAUAAAUAUAUUAUCGGCCCUAUAUAUGCUAUAGCUUUCAGGUGCGUUAAAACACACACACACACACACACACACACACACACACACACACACACACACACACACACACACACACACACACACACACACACACACACACACACAGUUUGGAGUCAUCAGUGACCAUUACAUUUCCUCGUCUCUGUAUAUGAGGCAGCUCUGCAGAGUGGUCACUAGCUGGCACAGCAACAAAGUCAAAAGAUCUGAUUUUAUACCUAACCCCAGUGGCGACCCGUCAUUCAGGGCAGGUGGGGCAGAGCCCCAUUUGUUUUGAG